AUGUUCGAGCUCCUCAAACGAGACCUCCCGCAACGCGCACAUCCUCCCCUCCGGAAGCUCCUUGGGAGCUUCCGCGAGCACUUUGCGGAGGGCGCCCCCGCGACUCACCUUACGGUCUUCGACGUGCUCUAUGCACGCUUGCCGGCUUCGUAG
Dichomitus squalens LYAD-421 SS1 is the source of this 153-nucleotide messenger RNA. RefSeq lists its product as uncharacterized. NCBI's taxonomy places the organism in Eukaryota, Fungi, Basidiomycota, Agaricomycetes, Polyporales, Polyporaceae. The transcript has 2 exons. The record is from RefSeq and is a predicted model, not a curated record. The coding region runs from base 1 to 153 and encodes 50 amino acids.